AUGGCUCUUCUGUGGCUGCUGAGCUGCCUGGCGCUGGCGGGCUCUGCCCGCUGCGGUGUGCCCGCCAUCACGCCCGUCAUCCGCGGCUACAACCGCAUCGUCAACGGGGAGCCGGCGGUGCCAGGAUCCUGGCCAUGGCAGGUCUCCCUCCAGCGCUACAACGGCUUCCACUUCUGCGGUGGGUCACUGAUCAGUGAGAACUGGGUGGUCACCGCUGCCCACUGUGGCGUCAGGACCACCGACACCGUGGUGGUGGGUGCCUACGACCAGGACUCACCCUCCGCUGAUCAGCAGAAGCUGACCAUCGAGAAGGUCUUCAAGAACCCCAGGUUCAACAUGCUGACCAUCCGCGACGACAUCACCCUGCUCAAACUGGCCACCCCGGCACGGCUGUCUGCCCGUGUGUCCCCCGUCUGCCUGCCCGAGGCCACCGAUGACUUCCCAGGGGGCAUGACCUGCGUCACCACUGGCUGGGGGCUCACUGACCCCAACGCCUCGGGGACGCCGGCGGUGCUGCAGCAGGUGGCCCUGCCCCUGCUCACCAACGCGCAGUGCAAGCAGUACUGGGGGUACCGCAUCGCUGACGUGAUGGUGUGCGCCGGCGCCGACGGCGCCUCCUCCUGCAUGGGCGACUCCGGGGGCCCGCUGGUGUGCCAGAAGGACGGCGCCUGGACCCUGGUGGGCAUCGUCUCCUGGGGCAGCAGCACCUGCGACCCCAACGUGCCCGGCGUCUACGCCCGCGUCACCAUGCUCCGCAACUGGAUCGACUCCAUCCUGGCGGCCAACUGA
Messenger RNA from Gavia stellata (red-throated loon), 789 nucleotides. RefSeq names its product chymotrypsinogen 2-like. The transcript has 7 exons. Gene Ontology annotation, biological process: proteolysis. Gene Ontology annotation, molecular function: serine-type endopeptidase activity. Bases 1 to 789 code for a protein of 262 amino acids. NCBI's taxonomy places the organism in Eukaryota, Metazoa, Chordata, Aves, Gaviiformes, Gaviidae. The record is from RefSeq and is a predicted model, not a curated record.